GCAUCUUUUCUGCAUUCUGGCACAGGUGAGGAAACUGCAUGAAGCCACACAGCCAAGAUUGCCAAGGAAGACAACCCUUUUCCAAAGAAAGCUUUCCAGUCCUUGAGUACACACCAAGAUGGAGAGAUGUAAGGUGAACACAACAAUGGUGGACGUCUUGAGAUGCAGCUCCAACAUGGUGCCCAUGGAGUGUUACCUGGUCCUCAGUGGUCCUGCUCAGACUCUCAUUGCCGUGUUGUGUUGCACCGUCGGAGGCCUUUGCAUCCUAGAGAACACCUUCGUGCUCUACCUCAUCUUUUCUUCACCCAAGAUCCGCAAGAAGCCUUCUUAUCUCUUUCUGAGCAGCCUGGCUUUGGCUGAUACUUUUGCCAGUUUUAUAUUUGUCUGCAGCUUUGUCCAUUUCCAUGUUUUCAAUGGGAUUGACUCCACUAAAGAGACCUUCUUGCUCAAACUCGCAGGCGUCAACACAACCUUCACAGCUUCCCUCGGCAGCCUCCUGUUGAUGGCCUUUGACCGGUACAUCUGUAUCCUCAAGCCCUCAUCCUACAAGGUCAUCGUAACCAGCAGAAGAGCUCUGGUGGCUUUGGUGAUUCUGUGGAUCACCAUUGUUUUCCUUGCCUUAUUGCCUCUCUUAGGGUGGAACUGCUGCAGCCUCAACUCAGCUUGCUCCGAGUUGUUUCCAUUUGUCGACAACACCUACCUUUUGAGCUGGGUGACCUUCGUGAUGAUCCUUCUGGCCUCUAUUGUCUACGCCUAUGCGCACGUCUUGUGGAAAGCACGGCAGCACGUAUUGUACAUGGAAAAGCACCAUGGACACAACAGCCAACUGAACACCAAGGUGAGACUAGACGUCAAGUUGGCCAAGACCUUAGCGAUCAUCCUGCUGGUUCUUGUGACAUGCUGGUCCCCGGCCAUCGCGCUCAUGACCUACAGCAUCUUCGCCCACCUCGGCAACUCCCUCAAGAAAGUCUUUGCCUUCUGCAGUACUCUCUGUCUGGUCAACUCUAUGGUGAACCCGGCCGUCUAUGCCCUACGGAGCAGGGAGCUGAGCUCCGCUCUGAGGAAAAUUUGCUCCUCUUUCAAAAGGAAGGUGGACGUCUCAGACAGCAACCCAGAAGCAGAGACAACCGAGAAGACCUUCCCAGUGGAAAAUGUGGGAGACAGAUACCUUGGCAGUACGCAGACAGUCCAAGCUUCAGAGGAUGACAAAAUGGACGUGGUGUAGGAAUGGAUGUUUUCUCAGUUUGAAGAAACUUGCAGGCUUAUUUUCUACAUCAGGGUUGGUAGAAGUAUGUAAAUUUUAUUACUCAGGACCCUCGGGGGGCUAUAUAGAGACUUUUGGGAUUGGAAGGAUUCAGGAAGUGGCCGGUUGUUAACCUCUGGUUUUGAAAAAUAGGAAACCUCCAGAAGCUCUCUGCAGACUAUUUAAAAGGUGAACUAUGACUGCGGGGAGCUUCCAUGAAAGACAAUGGCUAGCAUCCUUUUAAUGACAUCCGUGUGCAUAUAAGUCACACUAUGCAGGUUGUGUGAAUUAUUUGCCAUGGCACAACGGACAUAUAUCUGCUGACAGUGGUGGAAGCGGAGCUCAGCGUUCAACAAUGUUGUGCGUUGUGGUUACACGCUGCCAUUGUGCGUCGCACAUGGACACGUGUUGCCAAUGUUGCUUUUCUGAAUAGAAGUUGAAUUGUGCUGGCAUCACCCAUAAAGGCUUUUAAUCUGUCUCAGAAAACUAAGUUCGGAAACUCCUCUUAACCCUAGAACUUUAACUGGCUUCCACACAGGAACUCUGUAAUA
Molecule: messenger RNA, 1794 nt
Organism: Sceloporus undulatus (fence lizard)
Lineage: Eukaryota; Metazoa; Chordata; Lepidosauria; Squamata; Phrynosomatidae
Gene: CNR2
Product: cannabinoid receptor 2
Exons: 2
Coding region: 119-1225 (368 amino acids)
Biological process (GO): cannabinoid signaling pathway
Cellular component (GO): membrane
Molecular function (GO): cannabinoid receptor activity
Source: RefSeq, a predicted model, not a curated record